This is a messenger RNA of Rhincodon typus (whale shark), 1180 nucleotides long. RefSeq names its product galactosidase, beta 1. The transcript is spliced from 11 exons. Gene Ontology annotation, biological process: carbohydrate metabolic process. Gene Ontology annotation, molecular function: beta-galactosidase activity. NCBI's taxonomy places the organism in Eukaryota, Metazoa, Chordata, Chondrichthyes, Orectolobiformes, Rhincodontidae. Gene Ontology annotation, cellular component: vacuole. The record is from RefSeq and is a predicted model, not a curated record. The annotation marks the transcript as partial.
AGUUUAUCUGGAUCAUUUCAAAUUGAUUACGACAAUGACUGUUUCCGAAAGGAUGGCAAAAAGUUUCGUUACAUUUCGGGGAGCAUACACUACUCUCGUGUACCUCGUUACUACUGGAAGGACCGUCUUCUGAAAAUGUAUAUGGCGGGACUGAAUGCAAUUCAAACGUAUGUACCAUGGAAUUAUCAUGAGACCAUACCUGGCAAAUAUGACUUCACUGGAAAUAGAGAUUUGGAAUCCUUUUUAAAGAUAUGCAAUGAUAUUGGGUUGCUGGUCAUCUUACGAGCUGGGCCCUUUAUUUGUGCAGAAUGGGACAUGGGUGGUCUUCCUGCCUGGCUGCUACAGAAGAAGUCAGUUGUCCUUCGAUCUUCAGAUCCAGAUUAUCUCCGGUUUGUUCAUAAGUGGAUGGAUGUUCUGCUACCCAAGAUCAAACCGUUUUUGUAUCAGAACAACGGACCAAUUAUUGCUGUACAGGUGGAGAAUGAAUAUGGUAGCUACUUUGCUUGUGACUACGACUACCUACGAUACCUCCUGAAGCUCUUUCGGUACCAUCUGGGAGAUGAAGUAGUUCUGUUUACAACAGAUGGAGCAGGCAAAGGUUACCUCAAGUGUGGCUCACUACAAGGGCUGUAUGCUACAGUGGAUUUUGGUCCAGGUGGAAAUAUUUCAAAAUUAUUUGAAGCUCAAAGAUAUGCAGAGCCUCAUGGGCCAAUGGUAAAUUCUGAGUUUUACACAGGAUGGUUGGAUCACUGGGGCAAGAAACACUCUGUGAUCAAAAAGGAGAUCGUUGCUAAAUCACUGGAUGAAAUCCUUGCUCUUGGAGCCAAUGUCAAUAUGUACAUGUUCGAAGGAGGAACGAACUUUGGCUACUGGAAUGGAGCAAACUCUCCCUAUUGGCCACAGCCAACGAGUUAUGACUAUGAUGCCCCUCUGUCAGAAGCAGGAGACCCGACUGACAAAUACUUCAGUGUCCGGCAAGUUAUUGGAAAGCACAAAACAUUACCUGCUGGUCCUGUACUUCCUGCCACCCCCAAAUAUGCGUAUGGGUUAAUACAAGUUAAAAAGUUGCAGAGUGUUACAGAAUUGGUUAACUUGCUGUCAUUCUCUGGCCCAGUCGAGUCUGUUUACCCACUGACGUUUGUGGAAAUGAAGCAGGUAAGAAUUUUAGAUAGUGUUACAG